AUGGAGACUGAACCACCGCUUUCAAGCCCUCAGCUCGGGCCAACUGAAGAUGCUGCAUCCUCAUCAACAAACAGAAGAAAGUCCGGUCGGGUGACGCGCAAGCCUGAACUGUACGCCGAGAAGUUUGGCGCCAACGACAGUGCCACUCCAGGGCGAUCUAAGCGCAAGCGUACCGGCGGCGAUGACGACGAGGAAAGUGUAGAGGGGGAUGCGGACGCGUCGGAACCAGAAGUCGAUGAGUCCGCUGAUGAAGAACCCGACGAAGAAGAACUUAGAGAGAAGAGACGUGCUGCGCGUAAAGCCUCGUCUAAGAAAGCGACGUCUGAAUCUAAGGCCAAGGCGAAGCCUCGCAGUGCGAAGAAACCGAAGGUAGCUGGCAGUGGCAUUGGGAGCCAACUGGCGUUCCGACCUGCUACGAAUGGGAAGAGGACUGUUUCAUCCCGCCCUAGGAAACCGAAGGUGCGACCCAGCUUGGCUGCCGGUGAACGGGGUCUCUAUGCGGAGGUCUUUGGUAAAGGGCGCAACGCUGACACUACCGCUGCGGAGUGGCUUUCAAGAUACCAGAAAGAUCAAAGUGGCGCUGUGCGUGAAUUGAUUAACAUGGUGCUUAGGUGUACAGGAACCGGUAUCGAAAUAGACGAGGACCAAAUCAAGGAUGUCGACCACGCGCCGCGCUGUGUAACGGACUUGCAAAACGAAUACCAACAGGAAGGGAUUGGCGAGUGGCCCUUGAUCUCCAGAGCGAGGAAGUUUAGGUCUUUCCAGCCUGUGUUGGAAGAAUUCUUUAGGUCCUUGAUCCAGACUCUGCACCAUUCUUCGGUUCUAUACGACGACCAAAACCUUUUCGAGAAUAUCGAAAUAUGGCUUUCUGCUUUGUCGACUUCCCGAUGUCGGCCUUUCAGACACACUUCAACCAUAAUUGUAAUGGCGAUUAUGGGCGCUCUCUGCGAAAUUGCUCGAGAACUGAUGACAUCGGUCUCUACUUCUCGCAAGCAGCUUGAAAGUGAGAAAAAAAAGAAAUCUGUGAACCAAGGGAGAGUAACGGCUAUCGAGAAGGCUAUCAAAGAAGGCGAAAAGAAGCUAGAAAUCAUCGAUGAAUUCCUCAAAGACGGCGUCAAUGUGAUUUUCGUUCACCGUUAUCGGGAUGUUGAUCCAAUCCUUCGUGCAGAAUGUAUGGCGGCACUGGGAGAAUGGAUACGUACCUACCGAGAAUAUUUCUUUGAGGGACAGUUCCUCCGAUACUUUGGCUGGAUGUUAUCCGACCCCGUCGCCCAGGUACGCUCCGUCGUUGUAAACCAGCUUCGAAGCUUCUACGAAAACAACAAAGACAACAUUGCAGGCAUGAAUCAAUAUACAGGGCGAUUUCAUUCGAGAAUGGUCGAAAUGGCUGCUCAUGAUGCUGAUAUUGGGGUUCGCGCAUCUGCGAUUGAAUUAGUGGACCUCCUUCGGGAUGGCGGACUAAUUGAACCUAGCGAUAUCGACACAGUGGGAAGACUUGUUUUUGACCAGGAGCCAUCGAUCCGGAAAGCAGCUGGUCGUUUCUUUGUUGCUAACGUCCAGGAUGUAUUCGAUACCACAAUUGAAGAAGUUCGGGACGAGAUUGAUGAGAUGUUUGGCGAAGAGGAUGAAGAUGACUUCGAGUCGCCUAAACGUUCCUGGAUCAAGUUCAAGUGUUUGGUUGACACCCUUCAGUCUUACGACGAGCUUGAAAAUGAGUAUAAGCCCGACCAGGUUACCUCCACGACGAAGGACAUUCUCUCAGGUACUCCAGUUAAUACGCGAUUUGUUCUUGUUACCGAAGCUAUUUAUCCGUACCUUAAGGAAUUAGCCCAGUGGCAGUCCUUGGCUGGAUAUUUGCUUUACGAUCAUUCCCAGAUCGCGGAUAGUCCGUCCGAGGAUGAUACCCCUGGUACCAUCAAAAAUCUGUACAAGAUGCAGGAAGGACAGGAAGUUAUCCUCUUGGAAGUGCUAUGUUGUGCUGUUAAAUUGCGUGUUCUCGAAGUCGCCAAGUCUGACAUUGAUAAAAGAGGACGGAAAGUCAAGGCAUUGGCUGACAAGAUCCCUGAACUUCAGGAAGACAUUGCACAUAACCUUGCGCAGAUCAUCCCGCAACUUUUGAAUAAAUUCGGCUCUCUGCCAGAAGCUGCUUCUACUGUUAUACGACUUGAACACCUCGUCGAUCUUGAUAAGAUACAAAAUUUACAGAAGGACGCUACUGCCUAUACAUCAUUACUGAAUGACAUCAAUAAACAAUUCUUGACACACUCUGAUCAAGAUGUCCUUGCAGAGGCUAGUGUCGCUUUUCUUCAUGCUAAGAGCUCUGACGAUAUGCGAGAGGCGUUAGACAACAAGGUGCAGGAAUUGUGGGAUGACAUAAUUGAUACUCUCAGCACAUUGGCUCGAAAGAAGGAAGUUCUCGAGGGCAGAUCAAUACCUGACUCUGCUCUCAAUCAGCUUACCAACACUGUGAUGAGAAUCUCCAACAUUGCCAGUGUAACCGAUUGUACACAGAUCUUGGAAGCUACUCCUUCACGGUCUAAGGGUAAGAGCAAAGACGCUGCCGAAGCACCUUUCAAUAUUCUGAUGCACCUGGCGGAACGUGGUUUGCGCGAAACUGAAGACGACGAAGAAUCAGCAAAAACCGAGACUGAGUUAGUGAGCUGCAGCAUACGCACAUUGCUGUUCUACUUCAUGUGGAAAGUCCAGUCUUUGACUACCGCUCUUGACACCGGAAAUGCCUCUUUGGAUACUGAGUUCUUUGAGGUCUUGACGAAGAGUCGGGAGUUGUUUGUUUCGACCCUUGUCGCUAUCAUGCAGGCGCGCUCAGGCCUGGAUGAUAUACGCUUCUCAGCAGUCACAACACUUUUAGAUCUGCAGACCCUAUUCGGUACACUCCGGCAUGCGGGACAGAAUGCUGGCAACGACGAGGACGUCAUUUUCCAGACCCAGAGUUUGGUCCACGAGAUUGGAGCCGAACCGCAGAAACUCAUUGCUAAGAUCCAUGGUGUAGCAGAACGUGCCUAUGCUAAGAAGCUACGCUUAUCCUUCGAGCCCGCAGAAGACGACGAACCUAUAUCCGACCCCGAACUGGAAAAAGAGCCUGCCGAUGAUGAAGAUGAGUCUGGGUCUGAAGCAGAAGCUCUCGCGAACGAGCGUCUACGGUCCACCAUCGUUGCCGAACAGCGCCUUUGCGAGCUCACGGGCAAGAUCGUUCUUGCGAUUGUCGGUCGCGUCCUCGACGCCUCCGGAGAAGAGCGCGGCCAGCUGAAGCAAAGACUGGUCAAACGCAAGUCGGAACUAGGCCAGAACUACCGUGAAGUAGUCUCUUUCCUCGACGAGCGUAAACCCAGGAACCCCCGCCCCAAAGCCAAGCAACAGCCCACCACUAAGGAGGCAAACAAGGACCAAAGUAGCUCCAAGCACAAGUCAGCCGAAAGAGUAGAGGAUGACGAUGAAGAGGACGUGCAACUCCAUCUUGAAGAAGACGAUGACGAAGACCUGCGAGAAAGAGGCCUCGUAGAGGACGAUAACAUCGAAGAUAAUGACGAAGAGGAAGAAGAAAAUCCGACUGCCGCCGAUCCAGAUGAAGAUGAAGUUAUGGGUGACUGA
Messenger RNA from Aspergillus alliaceus, 3609 nucleotides. RefSeq names its product cohesin subunit IRR1. The record is from RefSeq and is a predicted model, not a curated record. Gene Ontology annotation, cellular component: nucleus; cohesin complex; chromatin. The coding region runs from base 1 to 3609 and encodes 1202 amino acids. Gene Ontology annotation, biological process: sister chromatid cohesion. The transcript is spliced from 2 exons. NCBI's taxonomy places the organism in Eukaryota, Fungi, Ascomycota, Eurotiomycetes, Eurotiales, Aspergillaceae. Gene Ontology annotation, molecular function: chromatin binding.